AUGACGAUACCGUCCUCGUCAGUCACCACCACCACCACAACUACUCCAAUGGACACAGUCGACGCAAUGUCAAGGUCAGAAGAUGACGGGACAAUCAGACCAACUCUUCCUCGCCGCUCAUCUUCGCUCCACAAACAAGUCCUCAUCAAGCUCCGACCACUACCCUUCCAAUAUGUCUGGGAUGUAUGGCAUUCCAAACCCGAGUCCCACGGCAUAUAUCGAUGGACCAUGUUGAUUGAUCAUGUUGCCGAUAUUGCCGCUUUUUAUCGCACAUUCAACAAUCUACCGUGGCAUCGCCUCCAAUUCAAGGAUACCAUCCAUAUCUUCCGCUCUGGCGUGACACCCUUGUGGGAAGAUCCCCAAAAUCGGCAUGGUGGAAGUUGGUUGAUACGAGUUCGUUCGGAGAAUGGUCGUGCUGUCAGACUGUGGGAGGAAAUCUGUUUAUUGUCUUGUGGCGGUGAAUUGCAGGCUGCCAUCUCCCAUCAGCAUGAUCACGUCUUGGGUGUUUCUUUCUCUCCAAGACAAUUCUUCACGCAUAUCUCCAUAUGGACGAAGAAUGGUGACGAUGCACAAAGUCUCAAGGUCAUGGAACGAGCUAUUCUGAGAGGCUUGUCUCCAGAUCUGCGCCCGACAUCCAAGGCUGAGCUGAGUUAUCGGAAACAUGCAGACACAUUGUUUAAUGCUGGCAUUGUUGCUGGUUUCCAGUCACCCGAUUUAUCAAGGUUGCCAAUGUAUCCUCCGCUUCUUCAUGCUUCUUCCGAUAUCGUCUGA
Messenger RNA from Exophiala mesophila, 771 nucleotides. RefSeq lists its product as uncharacterized. Lineage: Eukaryota; Fungi; Ascomycota; Eurotiomycetes; Chaetothyriales; Herpotrichiellaceae. Gene Ontology annotation, molecular function: translation initiation factor activity; RNA 7-methylguanosine cap binding. Bases 1 to 771 code for a protein of 256 amino acids. The transcript is spliced from 2 exons. The record is from RefSeq and is a predicted model, not a curated record. Gene Ontology annotation, cellular component: eukaryotic translation initiation factor 4F complex. Gene Ontology annotation, biological process: translational initiation.